Messenger RNA from Solanum stenotomum, 2086 nucleotides. RefSeq names its product pentatricopeptide repeat-containing protein At1g51965, mitochondrial. The coding region runs from base 42 to 2003 and encodes 653 amino acids. Lineage: Eukaryota; Viridiplantae; Streptophyta; Magnoliopsida; Solanales; Solanaceae. The transcript has 2 exons. Gene Ontology annotation, molecular function: protein binding. The record is from RefSeq and is a predicted model, not a curated record.
UUCCUCCUCUCUGAACCCAAUUGAACAUAACAAAAUAAUUCAUGCAGCUCAGGCAUCCCUGUCACCGGCUCCGGCAGAAGUUCCGAUGCUUCGCCACCAAGUACAGUGGCAGAGUGGUGGUGGAAGCUGAAGAUGGCCGUUCAUUCGCCGUCGAAGUCGAUGCCCCUACUCUUCACACCGACUCCAGAGGCUAUGCUCUUCCCCGCCGUGACCUAAUCUGUAAGGUCUCCCAGAUUCUGAAGUCACCUCCUUCCCCUUCUUCUGAUCCUUUCCUUGACUUAUCUGACUAUCUCGAUACAUUGACAAUAACCCUAACUCCCUCUGAAGGUUCUGAAGUUCUCAAAUCCCUGAAGUCUCCAAACCUCGCUCUUCGCUUCUUCCGAUUUUGCCCCUCUGAAAUCCCUAAAUUCCGUCAUGACUGCUUCACUUACAACCGUAUCCUUCUCAUCCUCUCCAAAUCUUCUCUUCCGAACCGGCUCGAUUGCGUCCGCGAGAUUGUUGAUGAAAUGGAACGGACUGGUAUUCAGGGAAACAUAUCCACUGUCAAUCUUCUUAUUGGAACAUUUGGUGACGGCCAAGGGAAUGGUGUUAAUGAGCUAACAAGGUGUUUGGGGUUGGUUCAAAAAUGGGAUUUGAAGUUGAAUUGCUAUAGCUAUAAGUGUCUUUUACAAGCCUAUAUCAGAUUGUGCAAUCCGGACAAGGCUUUGAGAGUUUACCAAGAAAUGAGGAGACGUGGGUACAGAUUGGAUAUAUUUGCAUACAACAUGCUUCUUGAUGCUCUUGCUAGGGACCAAAAGGUUGAUCAGGUCCACAAGGUUUUCGAGGACAUGAAGAAGUGGCACUGUGAACCUGAUGAAUAUACGUAUACCAUUCUGAUUAGAAUGACUGGGAAAUUAGGGAAGCCCGGUGAAUCACUUUCUUUCUUUCAGGAAAUGCUGUCAAAGGGUAUUUCACCAAAUUUAAUUGCUUAUAAUACUAUGAUCGAAGCUCUUGCGAAAAGCCGCAUGGUUGAUAAGAGUAUCUUUGCCUUCUCUAAGAUGGUGGAGAAUAGUUGCCGGCCCAAUGAAUUUACUUACAGUAUUAUUUUAAAUGUAUUGGCCGCAGAAGGGCAACUUGGACGACUUGAUGAAGUUGUGGAAAUAUCUAAGAGAUACAUGAAUAAAUCGAUAUACGCAUAUCUUGUUAGAACGUUGAGUAAAAUAGGCCAUGCAAGCGAAGCUCAUAGGCUGUUUUGCAAUAUGUGGAGCUUCCAUGAUAGAGGAGAUCGUGAUGCCUACUUAUCCAUGUUAGAGAGCUUAUGCAACUCUAAGAAAGUAACUGAGGCUAUUGAUUUGCUGAAUAAGAUGAGUGAAAAGGGAGUAAAAGCAGAUAGCUUCAUGUAUAAUACCGUCUUCUCUGCACUUGGGAAGCUAAAGCAGAUUCCUCAUCUUCAUGAUCUCUAUGAAAAGAUGAAACAGGAUGGCCCCUCACCAGAUAUAUUUACUUAUAACAUUUUGAUCUCUAGCUUUGGUAGAGCGGGGGAGGUUGGGGAAGCUCUCAAGAUUUUUGAAGAACUUGAGAAUAGCAAUUGUAAACCUGAUAUUGUCUCCUACAACUCUUUAAUAAAUUGUCUGGGAAAGAAUGGAGACAUUGAUGAAGCGCACAUGAAAUUCAUCGAGAUGCAGGAGAAGGGCUUGAAUCCUGAUGUUGUAACAUACAGCACUCUCAUUGAGUGCUUUGGGAAGACUGAAAAAGUUGAGACAGCACGUCGGCUAUUUGAUGAAAUGCUUGCAGCUGGCUGUUAUCCUAAUAUAGUGACAUACAAUAUCCUACUUGACUGUCUCGAGAGAAGUGGGAGAACUUCAGAAGCUGUUAGUUUAUAUGCGAAAUUGAAGGAACAAGGUUUGGCAGCUGAUUCAAUCACAUACACCAUCCUUGAACGUUUACAAAGUGGUUCUCAUAGAACAUCAAGAGUUCGCAGAAAAAAUCCAAUCACCGGUUGGGUGGUUAGCCCAUUAAGGUGACAUUCAAACAAGGAUUAGAUUAAAGCUGCGCAUGCUCAUGAUUACACGGUUAAAGGAUCUUACCACUCAGUUGUGCUUUUGCU